Messenger RNA from Zygotorulaspora mrakii, 1134 nucleotides. It is a transcript of the gene LIN1, whose product is annotated as U5 snRNP complex subunit LIN1. The transcript has a single exon. Gene Ontology annotation, molecular function: protein binding. NCBI's taxonomy places the organism in Eukaryota, Fungi, Ascomycota, Saccharomycetes, Saccharomycetales, Saccharomycetaceae. The coding region runs from base 1 to 1134 and encodes 377 amino acids. The record is from RefSeq and is a predicted model, not a curated record. Gene Ontology annotation, cellular component: U5 snRNP.
AUGAGCUCUUAUGAAUUUUCCUCCAGUGAUCCUCUUAAAGUAAGGAAAAAAGCUGUUGAAAGUGAUGAGGAUGACGAAAGCCUGGAAGAUCUAGUCGAGGAGAACGGGUUCCUGAGCAAAUCUGUCUCUCAGCGAAUAAAACGACAUAAGUACUUAGCCUCAUAUAAUUCGGAUUCCUCAGAAGACGACGAAAGCGAUUCAGAUGGUCCUGUACGACAGAGAGAGGGCACAGGAGCGAUUACCGAAGGUCAAGAUAGUGAAGAUAAAAAUGAUAUGUUCUCACUAGAGGACGAAGAAGAAGUUGGCAAUGAAGGGAAUGAGGAAAGGAAGGCAAGACGGUUGAAGGCUCUGGAUAUUAACAAAUUCAAUGAAGAAAAUUUAAAAAACCUGGGUUCAGAGACAGAUGAUGUCGGGUUUAACGAGGAAGAAGGCUCAAUAAGAAUAGAGGCUUUUAAUAUCGAGGAAGAAUCAAAACGUGGUAUGUUCGAUGAAGAUGGGAACUAUAUGGAAGCAGAGGAACAUGAAGAUGAUGUUUUCCAAGAUCAAGAUAUGUGGAUUCGAGACUUCAAGGACGUCAGUAAAACUGCAGAAGCACAAAAGAAGUUGGCGAAGAGCCAGGUACAACAACAACGUGAAAGCCAAAAGCGGAAAAAAAUUUAUAUGCUAGAUGAGGCUCUAAUUAGACUACAGUAUUUGCUUUCCAAAGAUGAUACCGUGUUGGAUACAUUGGGAAAGUAUAACAAACUGCGAGAGAAGCAAGCGCGCCAGAAAGUUUUGGAUUCUAGUGGUAGAAACGUUAAGGAAUACGUUGUAAAUGCCAUAAAUUUGCUAGCUGAUCUUGUGGCAAUUCUGGAAAGCAAAGGUGUCAGCAAUGUAUAUGAAUUAAACAGGCCUCACAUCGAAACAUUGAUUAAAGAAGAGUCGUUAACAGCGGAGACCACCGACAACUACAAAACAGGACUAUGGCAUUUCAAGUGGAUGUCAAAAAUGGAUGAUAUUCAUGGAUUAUAUACAAACUAUCAGAUGCAGUACUGGAAACAGACUUAUUUUAACCACAAAGUUGUCGUAAAAUACCGGGACGAGCAAGAUGAGAAAAGUAAUUGGUUGGAUAUAGAUUGUGUAACGUUCAUGUAA